CUGUACUCAAGUUAUGAUGCAGUUCAUGGGUUGCAGACUAUUGCCCUAUAUUACCAGUAGAGCUCCAGUAUAGAGUUAUAUUUGAGCUCAGAGUUCCUUGUGGAAGAAAGGACGGCUGAACGAACUCACUAUCAGUGAAAGGAGAAUGAUGGCGGAGAGCGGAGUCGAAUUUGAGCAACCUCAAAGGCGUCUUGGUGACAAGAAGCAAGACAAUGGAGAACUGACAGACUCCAAGUUUCUUGUUGAAGAGAAGAAGCAGAGAGACAGGGAAGACCAAGAAAGUCUGGUGUUAUGGAAGAAACCUCUGCUCACACUUUAUUACUUCUCCCUGGAAAUGCUCAUCACUCUUAACGGGUGGAUAUUGAGGCUUUGGCAUCAAAGACAGAUGGUGUUUGGCCUUGUGAUGCUUCUUAUGCUUCUCUCUAUUGCUUACCGCAUUGAGGGACCACAUCAGAAGUACGUGUGCUCCAUGGAGAAGAAGACACUGUGGUGCGCCUAUUGGGUCGGCCUGGGUAUCCUCUCCUCCGUCGGUCUUGGCACCGGCCUGCACACCUUCCUGCUUUACCUGGGACCUCACAUUGCAUCAGUGACUCUGGCAGCCUAUGAAUGCGGUUCAGUGGAAUUCCCUGAGCCUCCCUAUCCGGACCAAAUUGUCUGUCCUCAUGAGGGAGCACCGACAUCCGGCACUGGUGCGGAGCAGGUGGGCGUGAGGGCAGAUGGAAUGGUGGAGCCUGCAGGCCUCCAGGGAAGCAUAUCCCUCUGGACCAUCAUGUCAAAAGUUCGCCUGGAAGCUUGUAUGUGGGGUGCUGGUACUGCUAUCGGGGAGCUCCCUCCCUACUUCAUGGCAAGGGCAGCCCGGCUGUCUGGUUCUGACCCAGAUGAUGAAGAUUACCAGAAGUUUGAAGAAAUGCUGGACCAGACCGAGUCUGCUCAGGAUUUUGCAUCUAGGGUGAAAGUUGCCAUCCAGAAGCUUAUCCAGAAGGUCGGGUUUUUGGGGAUUUUAGCUUGUGCCUCUAUUCCGAAUCCAUUGUUUGACCUGGCCGGAUUAACAUGUGGACAUUUUCUGGUCCCCUUCUGGACUUUUUUUGGGGCAACACUGAUCGGGAAGGCGGUAAUCAAAAUGCACAUUCAGAAACUGUUUGUGAUCAUCACCUUCAGCAAGCACAUUGUGGAGCAGAUGGUCUCCUUCAUUGGCGCUGUUCCUCUGCUGGGUGCGGCACUGCAGAAGCCCUUCAGGGAGUACUUGGAGGCCCAGAAGGCCAAGCUGCACCAUGUCACCAGAGAGGGGACCCCAACGGAGGAGAGCUGGCUCUCGUGGCUCUUCGAGAAGGUUGUGGUCAUCAUGGUAUGCUUCUUUGUCUGCUCCAUUGUCAACUCCAUGGCGCAGAGCUAUGCCAAGCGCAAGCGGCAGGAGAAGUCCUCGGACAGCAAGACGGAAUGAGGGCCAGCAAGGUGUGGGGGGAGUUGGGUGGGUUGGGGUCGAUCGUAUCGGACCACCAGCCCUUCAUAUCUACUCUCCCUUUUGGCUGAUACCCCAUCAUUAUCCUAGGCACAAAAAAAAACGGCACCAUCUGGUUUCUCUCUAGCUUCUGUAACAACAUGUUUAUCUUCAGCUUGGACUUCCAUUUGCUUGUUUAUGAAGGCUCUGCAAUUUUGGUCGCAAUUUUGGUAUUUCUGUAUGUUCUCUCCUGCAAAGGUAGGUGCUCGCUGAGACAUGUGGGGCUGUAUGUAGGCAUCCACGCUUUGAACUAGUGCUGAGUCUACUUAAGUUUUACUCUAAUAUUUUAAAUUAACCAUAUUUGCUGUUUAGUUUUAGCUGUUUUUUUUCUAUUUAGGAUAUUAUUAUAGCUUGUAGAUGUUUGGCAUUGGCUGUUUAGAUAAGGAACGUAGUUAGAGCUGCAUCAUUUCCAUUUCAUGUGCUGCAGUUGUAGGGAUGGCAGUGGAUGCUUUAGGCUCCACAUGGUGUAAUAGGUGACUUCUGUGCAGGAUGUAGUAUUUUGGAUAGGUAAUGAUAAAUGACUCCUGGAUCACCCCCGCCGGUCCCUUUGUCUCCCCUCAUUGUUCUGCUUCCAGGAAGAGAGCGCAUGAGUCAGCCCGGGGGCCACUUUGACCAGAUGCAGGGUAUAUAUUCAAUCAGAUCUACAACGUUGUGUGUGUCACAUGUAGAUAGCGGGUUGUCUUAAUGUGGUCGCAAUAUUUUUUGUGGAUUAAAGCAGAUGGUGAGAUCGGACUGCUGCCUGGUGUGCUAGAUGAGAGAGAAAUCUUCUUUGUUUCCACUUUUCCUUUGGAGGUUUUUCCUUCUUUUUUUUUUUUUUUUUUGGUACCAAAAG
Cyprinodon variegatus (sheepshead minnow) is the source of this 2330-nucleotide messenger RNA. RefSeq names its product vacuole membrane protein 1. The record is from RefSeq and is a predicted model, not a curated record. Lineage: Eukaryota; Metazoa; Chordata; Actinopteri; Cyprinodontiformes; Cyprinodontidae. The transcript has 12 exons. The coding region runs from base 146 to 1441 and encodes 431 amino acids.